AUUUCCAUUAAGAAGAUACCGCGAUCUGAGGCUUCUGUCGAGUUUUCUUCUCUAAGGGUAAGCGUUUGAAUCCAAAUUUUAAUUUUAAUUUUAGUUUUUCAAGAUAUUUUGCUGCGAUUGCUUGUUGAAUUUCGAUUCAGCUCUGUGAACAUUUGAAACAUCCUUUGCAGCAACUUUUUAUUCUUUUUGUGGUCAACUUUAUGUUCUGCGAUUUUCAAGUUGCAUCUUUAUCACUUGAUCUGUUAUUUGAGUUGAUGAGUUAACUUCUAUGAUAUCAGUUUCUGUGAGAUUGCAUAUGUAGCUCUCUCUCUCAAGCUUUUUUUAUAUGAUAAGAAGCUGUUGCAAAAGUGUGUCAAGAACAAAAUCACUUGUAUUCAACUGUUUAAUUUUAUUCUCUCCCGUUAUUACUAAUGACUUUUCUUCUGCGGGUUACCGUUAUAUGCUUCCUCAAUUUUUUUUUAUUUGGGAUCUGGUGUAAAAUUUAUUAUUCAUCUCCUGUUUAUGUAUUUUGGAGGUCUACUUGCAAUGGAGAGAAGAGUAAGGCUGCAACUUUUUCCAGAUUAUGAAUAUUCUGAAUUUUCAUAUCUAUUUUCAACUUUUUAAUAUUUGAUUAUUUAUAGUACAACAAAGAAUAUGUAAUAAUCAUGUGCAAUGGUAUAUAAUGUGUAUAAUCACCUCCGCCAGUUACUGACAACAAGUUCUUUCAUGUGCACAUCACCAGGCUCUAACAUAAAACAGUACCCUUCACAAAAAAAUGCUCCCUCCACGACAGCAGUCACGAGUUGGAGGACUACAAACAUCUCUGUCUCUAGUGUCAUCAGAUCCUCGUCUCUCGCCUGAGGAGCCAAGAUCAAACUCUGAUAAUCUCCGAGAAUCUCCUACUGAAAGUGCCAGUUCUCGAGAAACUUGGCCUGCUGCUGACGCAAUUGCUGCUAAGAAGAUGGAAAAUGGAAAAGCUGAGAUUGAUUGCCCUGAUCAGUCAGUUAUUCGUCGAGUUUCUAGUGCAGACAAAAUUAGUCUUCAGGACAUUGCAAGAGAAAAAGUUGAUAUAAUAUGUGGAAAAAUGCAUCAUUUGCCUGAGGAAUUUCUUGAAGAGCUGAAAAAUGGACUUCGAGUUAUCCUUGAAGGAGGGAAUGGCUCACAGCAUAGAGAUGAGUUUUUCAUUUUACAGAAGCUUGUUCAGAGUAGAUCUGAUUUAACAGCCAAGACAUUGAUAAGAGCACAUCGUGUACAGCUUGAAAUCCUUGUUGCCAUAAAUACUGGAAUUCAGGGAUUUUUACAUCCUAGCAUCAGCCUGUCACAGACUUCACUUAUUGAGAUAUUUGUGUAUAAAAGAUGCAGAAACAUAGCUUGCCAAAACCAGCUUCCUGCUGAUGAUUGUACCUGUGAGACAUGUGCCAAUGGCAAUGGUUUCUGCAAUCUUUGCAUGUGUGUUAUCUGCAGCAAGUUUGACUUUGAAGUAAAUACUUGCCGCUGGAUUGGAUGUGAUUUGUGUUCUCAUUGGACUCACACAGAUUGUGCCAUUCGUGAGCAACUUAUUUGCAUGGGCCCUUCUACAAAGAGUGGAGCAGGGCCAAGUGAAAUGGUUUUCAGGUGUCAAGCAUGCAACAGGACUUCAGAACUGCUGGGUUGGGUUAAAGAUGUCUUCCAACAUUGUGCACCAUCUUGGGAUGGGGAAGCCUUAAUGAGGGAACUUGAUUUUGUUAGUAGAAUCUUUGACGGUAGUAAAGACCCACGAGGGAGGAAACUCUUUUGGAAGUGUGAUGAUCUCAAGGAAAAAUUGAAAAGUGGAAAAGUGGAAUCUAAAGCAGCAUGCAGGGCAAUAUUGAUGGUUUUCCAAGAGCUGGAGUUGGACUCUCCAAAGAGCUUGGAAAAUGCAGAAAGUGGAAGGCUGAUUGCUCCUCAAGAGGCGUGCAAUAGAAUUGCUGAAGUGGUGCAUGAGGCAAUAAGAAAAAUGGAAAUAGUAGCUGAUGAGAAGAUGAGAAUGUGCAAGAAGGCUCGCUUGGCUCUUGAUGCUUGUGAUCGCGAAUUAGCAGAUAAGGCCAGAGAGGCGGGAGAACUGAAGAUGGUCCGGCAGGAAAAGAAGCUACAGAUUGAAGAACUGGAGAGAAUUGUGAGGCUUAAAAAUGCUGAGGCUGACAUGUUCCAGUUAAAGGCUAACGAGGCUAAACGGGAGGCUGAGAGGCUCCAGAGGAUUGCUCUUGCAAAGUCAGAUAAAUCAGAGGAAGAAUAUACUAGCAACUAUUUGAAACAAAGAUUAAGCGAGGCUGAGGCUGAGAAGCAAUAUCUGUACGAGAAGAUUAAAUUGCAGGAGACUUCUCGUGUAUCGCAGAGCAGUGGUGGGGGUGACCCCUCUUCGACACUGAUGUAUUCCAAAAUCCAUGAUCUUCUCUACAGUGUUCCCCCCAAGACAGACAGUCAAUCUAAUGAAUGCCACCCGUUUAGAACAAACCCUUGAGCACCAGUUCAGUGGAGUAUUGGAGUAUUUUGUAAUCUUUUACAUUUUAUAGAAAUUUCAUUCUGUUACUCAACAAAGAGUCAGUCUAAUUCCAUUAGGUUCGAGACAACAUAAGCCUUUGUAGAGGGAGGUGGUAAUGGUAAGGGCUUAAAUCAGUCUAAAAUUAGAUUUGUUCUAUGCAGUGUAUGUAUGAAUAUGCGAUUGUGCGAAUUUUUUAUUAUUGCUUGACUUGUGGAAUCUUAAUUAGUUGGUAAAUAUGUUUAACAUGUGGUGAGCUAUGUAGUCAUAUCUUCUGAUAGUUGGAUCAGGACUAGAGGCCAAAUAAAUCAUAAGGAAAGUAGAAGUGAUGUUAUAUUAUUGAUGAAAGUGCACGACAUUACAGCUGCAGGCAAGUAUUUUUCUAGCUUUACUGGAAAGGUGGGAUACUCAUCUUUUUGACAGAUGAGGCUAGGUUUGGCAUAUUACUGUUCUUUGGGGGAUCCUUAUGUUCUGGAGACCGGUGGAAGGGCACACUGUUGUCAAAUAUCAUUGCAGCACUGAUUCCGUGGCACCUUAUUAAAGAGCUUUGGCACACAUUUGGUGUGACAAUCCUUGCAUUGUUGACAAACAAGCCUGUUCUCCCACUGUUGGUGAUGCUGAUCACCCUACUUGGAACGCUAGAGGGAACUACAGAGCCAUUUGGAAAAUGUAAUAAAUGACUGAGCACUAAUGGUGUUGGAAUGGAAUGGCUGAGUAUGAAAUCAUGGAGCUGAUCUGGGAUUAUUGAGAACUGUGAUAGUUCUUCAUCAUUUGGCAUUAGGAAUGUCAAAUCAUUGUUUUGCAGGGAGUUGGGCUGGCUGUUGAGUAUUUUGAGGAGGAUGACAAAUCCAUAGUAAGACCGACUUCUCAUGUCAGCCAUGGCUGCCUGCAGGUCGGUUUGGUUGAAUGAUGAUGUGGACUGUGAUUCACCAAUUGCAAAGAGUGCAAGAAGGACAACAAACCAAAGAGCCAUUAGGGAAAAGACCAGGUUUUGCUUGAAUGUUUACUGUUUGUGUAGAGUGCAAUGAAAUCUCACUUUGAUUGAUUGGUAUUUAUAGCCACGUUAAUGUUUCACGCCUAUGUUGCCACACGUUUUCCCUUUCUAGGUAGGUAGGUGCCUAGGUGGUGGGCCGGUUGUGCAUGAAGAGGCCCUGAUCAUGUAGUAGUUAGUUCAGAAAGAUGAAAAUGCUUUAGAGGAUGGAGAACAAAAAUUAAUCAAUAAUGAAUCACUGUUGUUAAUUAUCCUAAAAGUUGAGCCCGAAUCUGCAUCUUAUUAUAACUUCACAUUUUUGUAUUUUACCUGAAUUGCACAUCAAGGAGUGAUCGUCAUGACUUCAAUCUCAAAAUUCAACAUACUCUAAUUAAUCAAGACCCAGUUUCUUAUUCUACUCUAAGCACGUAUAGGGAAAUAAGAAUAAAAAUUAUUUUGUGAGAGGAAUCAUAAACAGAUGAAAGGUGUGUUUGUUUGUUUCGCGGCCAACGGGAUUAAAAAUCACAGUUAUACUUUUUCAGGAAAAAGAAUCAUUGCGAAAGCAAUUCGUUGAGUUAAACAAUAAAGGGUCAAUGUCAUAUUUAUGUACCCAAAAAAGAGAUGGUCAAUGUCAUGUUAGAGGUAUCAGGCGAUUAUUCAGACAUCUACAGGACAUAGGUUUGUCAAAACUUAAGAGCUGAAACCUGAAAGUGAUACAAUUAAAUGAGCCUGCGUAAUAAGGUAGAGUUUUAUGUUGCAAUCAACCUACCUAUGCAAAUUGUAGGUACUGGUAGCAAUUGUUGUAUUAUGAGAAAUGAUAAAACUUAAAUGCAAUAUGAUAAAUAGUAUU
Molecule: messenger RNA, 4296 nt
Organism: Abrus precatorius (Indian licorice)
Lineage: Eukaryota; Viridiplantae; Streptophyta; Magnoliopsida; Fabales; Fabaceae
Product: OBERON-like protein
Exons: 2
Coding region: 755-2458 (567 amino acids)
Cellular component (GO): nucleus
Source: RefSeq, a predicted model, not a curated record